Molecule: messenger RNA, 2051 nt
Organism: Polychytrium aggregatum
Lineage: Eukaryota; Fungi; Chytridiomycota; Chytridiomycetes; Polychytriales
Exons: 5
Coding region: 124-1641 (505 amino acids)
Source: RefSeq, a predicted model, not a curated record
CCUAUAUCAUCCACGCUCCCCAACAGAGCCAGAUCCAGACUUUCCUUCGUUCCUUGCAUUAUUUCGCUCGGAUUGCCAGAUACUGCUGUGUUUCCGAGGUCCAGGCCACCGUUCCAAGCGACGAUGCCACCCGGAGGAAUCGUUUAUCGCAUGAGCCUGCGUAGUGAAUGCGAACCUGAGUGGAUCGCCUACACCAAGACAAGCUCCAAGCGAUUUACCAUCAACAUUACAUUGCAUAUCGUCUACGUUUUCGAUGUGACCGUCAACUUACUCUUGCGAGGCAUGAGUCUCGGAGAUAUGCCGGGUUUGGCGGUCAGCUGCUUUACCAUCCUCAUAGAGCUGAUACUGCUCCGGUCCCCAAACCUUCGGCAAUAUCUGGUUUACUCCCCGAAUUUCGUGGCGCUAUGCUCUGUUGCUUCGCUGGCAUCCCUGGUCUUGGACGGCACCAGUAUCGAGGGAGUUUCCCGAAUCGUUUGGGAGACUUCCGGAUACGCCGGCUUGGUCUUUGGCAUAUCGGCCAUCACCAAACAGCCCACAUCUUGGAUCGUCGUCGAAUUCGGCCUCUUUGUGAUCGCGAGCGGCAUUACUUGGUCGAUUCUUGAGCCGAACGACUACUUUGGCAUUCAAGGCAUCACCAUCACCUUUGACUACGUCAAGGUCAUUGCCAGUGGAAUCAUGGCAUCAUUCAUCGAUAGCUCGAUCAGCUGUGACGCAUAUCUCAUGGCUAAACGCACACCAUACUCACCGGAACACUGGGACACAGAGUUCGUCGAUGACCUCCAGACCUAUUUUUCGGAAAAGUCGAUAACCUCUGGCGAGCACAUCUUCCCGUUCUAUCGUGCCAAUCCGACCCGCCAAGACCAACAGCGUCCAUCGUUGAGGGAUCGGAUUCGAGCCUUGUGGCACAGCUGGGUGGAUCUGCGCUUCAGGAAUCCGGCUCUGGAGUUGGAGUUUCGAGAACAUCGAAACAAGCGGGCGAUGCAGCAACAUCUCAUCACCACCCUGAUCAAUCUCCUGAGCGCCAUUGUUCCGAUUCUCCUCAGUUGGAUCGACCCGAGCUCGGAAAUUCCAAGCCCGGCGUGGAAAACUGGGGCCCAGAUGAUCUAUUUUCCCGCUGUUCUGAUCAUCCCAAAUCUACUGCUUCUGUUCAAGACAGUGCGGUCGUCCGCACGGGCGGUGCAGAUGGUGAUCCUGUUCAUAUCGAUCUUGAACAUCAGCGGAUGGAUCCUCAGCCAUCUGGCAACGGUGUCAAACGGUAUAUCUGCCAACGUGCAAAUGGUCACCUUUCACCGAAGCCUGACCAACGUCGUCAUCGCCCUCUUUUCGGCCUCGGCUCAAUCUGGUCUCCUGUCGACAUUCUACCUUCCGCUACUCCCGAUAAUAUCGAUCGGCAACUUUCUACUGUUCCACUUCAUCCAGCCAGUUUUCUUCCGCUACCAAAUCAGUGCCAUUCCGCAGUCCUGUUCGGUUGCUUACUUUGUUUGCAUCGUAAGCGAGGCAGAGUCCCGGCGGGCGUUCUUGAUCCGGAAGCUACAGCGGCCGUCGAGCCAGGUUUCGAAGAAGGAGGCUGAGGCUGCAGCAGAGUCGACAACGAGCAUCAAGCGGUCUGCUUCGAUGCCAGACAGCCCACACAUCUGCUGAUACCGCCGAUCGAAUGAGGGUAUGUGAUAGUCGAUCCAGUCUGUGUCGAGUCAGAAUACCAUCCCAGCGGCUUGCAGGCCGCGAAGAGCAACGCCGAGUGAAAGACAUGGAUUUGCAGGGUCAAUCAAGAUCUGGUUUUAUUUGUGAUGCUGAGAUAUCAGUCGUCAAGGAUGUUGCGAGCUGCCACCGCUUUGGGUCUGAAAUGCGCUGUAGUAAUCAACGAAAUGCUCAUCCUGCGGAUCUUUCACCAUCGAGCUACUACGAGGUGGUGGCGAGACUGAUGGGCCACAAGGUGCAGGGGGCAUUGCUGAUGCAUAUCGAGUGCCUGUUCCUGGGACAGAGUUGUCCUGGUAAUUUACCUCCAAAAAGUUUGAUCUAUGGUCUUGUGGGUCGCUCGAUGCAUGCUUUGA